This is a messenger RNA of Pyricularia grisea, 1014 nucleotides long. RefSeq lists its product as uncharacterized. Lineage: Eukaryota; Fungi; Ascomycota; Sordariomycetes; Magnaporthales; Pyriculariaceae. The record is from RefSeq and is a predicted model, not a curated record. Gene Ontology annotation, molecular function: hydrolase activity. The transcript has a single exon. The coding region runs from base 1 to 1014 and encodes 337 amino acids.
AUGUCCCAAUCAACAGAAUCCAACCACCUCCCACCCUAUCCUCUCCACCCCUCCGUCGCCUCCCGCAUCAACCCCGAAUACGCCGCGUUUUACAACGCCCACAUCUCCGACAAGCAACAAGUCCACCUGCAACCCAUCGCCACGUCACGUUCCUCGGGCGUGCUCAUCCCAGGAGCAGGCCCUCUACUCCCCGUCGGCAGCACGCAAGACUACAGCAUCCCGCGCACCACGUCCAGCGGGCCCGACGUCAAAGUCCGCGUCUUCACCCCGGCGGGCACCAAACCCGAGGCGGGCUGGCCCGCCUGCGUCUACUUCCACGGGGGCGGCUGGGUGCUGGGGACCAUCGACACGGAGAACGUCGUGUGCAGCAACCUCUGCUCGCGCGGCGGCGCCGUGGUGAUCACGGUCGACUACCGCCUCGCGCCGGAGGACCCCUUCCCCGCCGCGGUCGACGACUGCUGGGAGGCCGUGCGGUGGGUCGUCGCCAAGGGCAAAGACCUGCUGGGCUUGGACCUCGACAAGCUAGCCACGGGCGGCUCGUCGGCCGGCGGGAACCUCGCAGCCGUCAUGUGCCAGCGCGCCGCCGUCGACCCCAACCUCCCGCCGUUCCGCCUGCAGCUGCUGUCGGUCCCCGUCGCGGACAACACGGCCACGCCCGAGACGACGGCGAGCUGGCGCGAGAACGAACACACCCCCGCCCUGCCCGCGCCCAAGAUGAUGUGGUACCGCCGCCACUACCUGCCCAACCAGUCGGACUGGUCCAACCCCGAGGCGAGCCCGCUGCUGUGGGAGGGGGAUUGGAGCAGGCUGCCGCGGGCGGUGAUUGUGUGCGGUGAGCUGGACGUGCUCCGCGACGAAGGCGUUUCGUUUGGCGACAAGCUGAAGAAGGCGGGCGUCAGGGCCGACGUCCACGUCUUGGAGGGCCAGCCGCAUCCGUUCCUGGCCAUGGAUGGCGUUUUGGAGGAUGGGAGGAGGGCGAUUACGUAUUUUUGUGAGGCGUUGAAGGAGUUGUAG